Molecule: messenger RNA, 1603 nt
Organism: Mytilus californianus (California mussel)
Lineage: Eukaryota; Metazoa; Mollusca; Bivalvia; Mytilida; Mytilidae
Product: jmjC domain-containing protein 8-like
Exons: 8
Coding region: 37-837 (266 amino acids)
Cellular component (GO): cytoplasm
Source: RefSeq, a predicted model, not a curated record
UUGGGGUUUGACUAAUGCCCAGAUUUCUCCUUUGAAAUGUAUGACGUGUGGUACCUUCUAGUUCAUAUAUUACUUACACUUAUUGUUUGUUCAAUUUGUGUAUCUCUAGAAAACGGUGGAUGGGCUACAGAUGAGGCAUCAAUACUAGCUUUUGAAGGACCAUGUAAUAUAGAAAUUAGAGAUGCAAGUCAGUUAUCUCAAGAAGAAUUUAUUAAAAGAUAUGCUCACCAAAGUCCUGUUGUUAUUAAAGGUGCAACAGAUAACAGAGAAUUUCACCAAAUUUGUAGUAAGGAUGAAAUGAUACGAAACUAUGGGACCAAAAAGAUAAGACUAAGUUCAGCUAACACAUACUCAUAUGAAAAAAGAGAUGUAUCAUUAAAGUAUUAUAUAGAAAAUGUUAUGAAACCUCAGACUUUAACAAUGCUAGGAAAUGAAACAUUUUACUGGUUUGGUGACAAUAACUAUACAGAAUGGGAGGAUGUAUUUAACAGAUAUAAACCACCACCUUAUAAGUUACCACUUAUGACUGGGGCCUACAGCUUUGGUGUUGCAGAUGCAGGGACUGGUGUACCAUUUCAUUUUCAUGGUCCAGGUUUUGGUGAAGUUAUUUUUGGAAGAAAGCGUUGGUUUUUAUAUCCACCAGAGAAGACCCCCCUUUUUCAUCCAAACAGAACUACCCUGCAAUGGUUGUAUGAAGAUUAUCCUAAUUUACAUCCAGAUGAUAAACCAAUAGAAUGCACAAUCAAUCAAGGAGAGAUAAUAUAUUUCCCAGACAGAUGGUGGCAUGCAACACUAAAUAUAGAUGCCAGUGUUUUUAUUUCAACAUUCUUAGGAUGAAGAAAAUAUAUUAACAAUCAAAACUAUAAACAAACUUAGUUACUAUUAUAUGAGUUAUUAUAAUACCUUCUUAAUUGACUAGGAUUGUCAGAAUUCAGAAGGUUGGUGGUUCUCUCCAGCAUUCAGGCUUCGUCCACCAGGAUUGACUGCCACAAUAUAGCAAAUAGUGCUAAAAUGGUGUUAUAUUUCAACAAUCAUCAUCAUCAUCUUAUGAUACCUUAAUAUUUUUUAUAAGUUCGUCAUUGGUAAUAACCUUUAACUGCAAUCUUGCCGUCAAUCUUUUCAUCAAUGUGUUAGACAUGAACAUUAGAAGGAAAGAUAAAAAAAAAAGAGGCAAAAGAUACCAAGGGGACAUUCAAAUCUCAUAAGUCAAGACUAACAACACCAUUUCAAAAAACACUAAAUGGAAAUCUAAGCCUAAAGACUGAAAACAAGAACCCCAUAAACAACUAUGGGUGAUGUCAGGUGCACAGGAAGGGAAAGCAGAUCUUGCUAAAUGAGUUGAUGUGAUACAAGAUCGAGUAAUUUGGUAUGGCAAUUUUCAUGAGGAAUGAUUUUUUUAUACAUUUCUCACAAUUCUGGGAUCUUUACUUGAUACAAUUUCAAGACAUAUUUUGUCUUCUUUAUUUUAAGAUAUCAGCACAGAAGUGUAGUUUUUUUUCUUAAAGACUUACAUCAGGAUAACACAUUUUACUGUAGUUUAUCCAAGAUAUUGACUUCAGAAUGGUGCAUUAAGUGCAAUAAAAAGAAAAAUUAAAAUUUUGAA